GAAAUCUGAGCUUGCUGAGUAUCAAGGCCAAAUACGUUUGGAAUAGCCUAAUCAGUCAAUCGUACAUUGGCAUCUAGUAUUUUGAAAUCAAAAAUAACAGGUGAGGAGGGAAGAGAGGUUGGAAAAGAGACGAAAUAAAAUAAUCCCUUGAAUAGUUAUCUGUUUUUUCAACGAAUGGGUCGAGGCUAUCAAAAACAACCUAAAAGAAUUCAAAAUUUCAUUUUAAUAGCUUGAUUGAUAAAAUAAGUUUUUUUAAAUAGAUUGAAGACAUGAAAAACAGCUUGAUUUUUUUUCGAAGUCGCUGUUGCGAAAAUAAUAGGCUCAGGAAAGUUCCUAAUGAUUAAAUGUUAUAGUCUGGUGGAUUAUGUUUUUCACGAUUUCAAGAUGUAGUUUUUACGGUCCUACUUGAUGCUAAAACAUGCUAAACAAGAGCUAUAGCUGAGUUGAGUUUUUAUUUUUUUUAAAGAAAUUGAUAAAUGGAUGCUGCUGAGCUCAAAAAUCUGUUUGGCGAAUGUCUGGCGGACGUGAACGGCGGUGACCCAUUUGUGAGGGGCAAACUAGAUGCCACUUUCACGUGUGACGACAAUGAGCCAUGUGUUGCUGGAAUAGACGAGGCGGGUCGUGGUCCUGUUCUGGGCCCAAUGGUGUAUGCAAUUGCAGUGUGUCCACUAAGCAAGUAUGAGCAACUGAAGCAAAUGGAAGUGAAAGACUCAAAGGUUCUCUCGGAGGAGGAGCGAGAGACUCUGUUCCGUACCAUCAACUCAAACCCAGACUUGGUCCACUGGCAAGUACAUGUACUGCAUGCUUCCCAUAUAAGUCGUAACAUGCUGGGUCUCUACCCGAACAAUUUGAACGCGCUGUCACAUAAUUCGGCACUGGGUCUCGUUAGAAGCUUGGUCGGUGCUGGAAUAAACGUGAAAGAACUCUAUGUUGACACAGUGGGUCCACCGGGACCGUAUCAAGAUAAAUUCACGAAGCAGUUUCCUACAACUCAAACUACAGUCAGUGCCAAAGCCGAUGAUCUGUUUCCAAUUGUAAGCGCUGCGAGCAUUUGCGCCAAGGUAUGUCGUGAUUGGAUAAUUAGCAAUUGGGAGUUUGAGACUCCCGUCUCUGAAAAUGUUGAAUACGGCUGUGGUUAUCCGGCGGAUCCGAAGACAUCGCAGUGGUUGGCGAGCGAGGCUCAGCGGGACUCUCUUUUCGCCUUUCCGAAUUUUGUCCGGUUCAGUUGGUCCACUGCCAGAAAUGUGAUUGACAAGCAUUGUGUCGAGAUUGAGUGGCCGGAUGAGGCGGAACCGGAGAAAGUGAGUAGGAAGCGCCCAGCCAACAACACUGCCAUAGACAGCUUCUUCUUCGCCUCCUCCGUGCACGAGGAAGAGCCCAAGAGACUACGACAGUACUUCGCUAACACCAGCCUCAAAACUGUCACAGAGUUGUGAUAAAUUAUAAACCAGCUGUGGUAAUAAGUGUCAUUGCAUUGCGCUCUUCGAAAUUGUUUUUGUUCGCUUUCAUUUUGGAUUUUUGUGUUAAAUUAUAAUUUUGUAAUUUAUGGUUCAAUUUUUUAAAAUGCUUUAGUGGCCAACAUUUGAAAUUAAUUAACGUUUGAGAUUUUCAGCAAUUGAACGUCUGAAUACUUAGUUGGAGUUCAGAAAAA
Molecule: messenger RNA, 1651 nt
Organism: Symsagittifera roscoffensis
Lineage: Eukaryota; Metazoa; Xenacoelomorpha; Acoela; Convolutidae
Product: ribonuclease H2 subunit A-like
Exons: 1
Coding region: 477-1436 (319 amino acids)
Biological process (GO): DNA replication, removal of RNA primer; mismatch repair
Cellular component (GO): ribonuclease H2 complex
Molecular function (GO): RNA binding; RNA-DNA hybrid ribonuclease activity
Source: RefSeq, a predicted model, not a curated record